AUGGCCACAGGAGGAGGUCCUUUUGAAGAAGGCAUGAAUGAUCAGGAUUUACCAAACUGGAGCAGUGAGGGUGUUGAUGACCGACUCAACAACAUGGAGUGGGGUGGCCAACAGAAGAAGGCAAAUAGAUCAUCAGAAAAGAAUAAGAAAAAGUUUGGUGUAGAAAGUGAUAAAAGGGUAACUAAUGAUAUUUCUCCGGAGUCAUCGCCAGGAGUGGGAAGGCGAAGAACGGAGACUCCACAUACGUUUCCGCAUAGUAGAUACAUGACGCAGAUGUCUGUUCCCGAGCAGGCAGAAUUAGAGAAACUUAAACAGCGGAUAAACUUCAGUGAUUUAGAUCAGAGAAGCAUUGGAAGUGAUUCUCAAGGUAGAGCAACAGCUGCUAACAACAAACGUCAGCUUAGUGAAAACCGAAAGCCCUUCAACUUUUUGCCUAUGCAGAUUAAUACUAACAAGAGCAAAGAUGCUGCUGUAAAUCCUCAAAAGAGAGAAAUGAUUGGAUCAGCACAAUGUAAAGAGUUGUUUGCUUCUGCUUUAAGUAAUGACCUUUUGCAAAACUGUCAAGUCUCUGAAGAAGAUGGGAGAGGAGAGCCUGCAAUGGAGAGCAGCCAGAUUGUAAGCAGGCUUGUUCAGAUUCGUGACUAUAUUACUAAAGCUAGUUCCAUGCGGGAAGAUCUUGUAGAGAAAAAUGAAAGAUCUGCUAAUGUUGAACGCCUUACUCAUCUAAUAGAUCACCUUAAAGAACAAGAAAAGUCAUAUAUGAAAUUUCUCCAAAAAAUUCUUGCUAGAGAAAAUGAGGAGGAGGAUGUUCGGACUAUAGAUUCAGCUGUGGGAUCUGGUUCUGUAGCUGAGAGCACAUCGCUAAACAUAGAUGUGCAGUCUGAGGCUUCAGAUACCACGGAGGCAUCUUUUAGUCUGAGAAUUCGGCCGUGCAUUGAGGACAAACUAGGGAAUUCAGCUUCACAAGAACAGGUUUCAGACAUUGACGUUACAACAAGUCCAAAAGGGAAAGGUGACAGACCUCCUCAGAAUGACAGGGAACUGAGGCCUGAUAGGAAAUAUAGCCGAAAACGUGGAUUUCCCUCAAAGGCCAGAGAUCCUCAGCAGGAGCCUAUGGAAGAGAUAGAAAAUUUGAAGAAACAACAUGAUUUAUUAAAAAGGAUGUUACAGCAGCAGGAGCAGCUGAGAGCUCUGCAGGGACGACAAGCUGCUCUUCUUGCUCUGCAGCAUAAGGCAGAGCAAGCUAUUGCUGUGAUGGAUGAUUCUGAAAAGGUUGCAGGGACAACUCCUGGCCAUCAUACUGUACCAUGCAGACAGCCAGCUCGCUCUCCUUUUCAUCAGAGAGUACCCUUAAGAGUUGUAACAGAAACUACAGGUAGCCUAUCUGGAGUCAGUAUCACAUCUGAACUAAAUGAAGAAUUGAAUGAUUUAAUUCAGCGUUUUCAUAAUCAGCUUCGUGAUUCUCAGCCUCCAGCUGUUCCAGACAAUAGAAGACAAGCAGAAAGUCUUUCAUUAACUAGGGAGGUUUCUCAGAGCAGAAAUCCAUCAGUUUCAGAGCAUUUACCUGAUGAGAAAGUCCAGCUUUUUAGCAAAAUGAGAGUGUUACAAGAAAAGAAACAAAAAAUGGACAAGCUGCUUGGAGAGCUUCAUACACUUCGAGAUGAGCAUUUGAACAAUUCAUCAUCCUCCCCACAAAGGAGUGUGGAUCAGAGAAGUACAACCGCAGCUCCCUCUGCUCCUGUAGGCUUAACACCAGUUGUCAACGGAGAAUCCAGUAGCCUCACAUCAUCUGUUCCUUAUCCUGCUGCUUCUCUAGUUUCUCAGAAUCAGAGUGAAAAUGAAGGCCACCUAAAUCCAACUGAAAAACUCCAGAAGUUAAAUGAAGUUCGAAAGAGGUUGAAUGAGCUAAGAGAAUUAGUUCAUUAUUAUGAGCAAACAUCAGAUAUGAUGACAGAUGCUGUAAAUGAAAACACAAAAGAAGAAGAAACUGAAGAGUCAGAAUAUGAUUCCGAGCAUGAAAAUUCUGAACCUGUUACUAACAUUCGAAAUCCACAAGUAGCUGCCACCUGGAAUGAAGUAAAUAGUAAUUCUAAUGCACAGUGUGUUUCUAAUAAUAGAGAUGGGAGAUCAGUUAAUUCUAAUUGUGAAAUUAACAACAGAUCUGCUGCCAACAUAAGGGCUCUAAACAUGCCUCCUUCUUUAGCAGAUUGUCGAUACAAUAGAGAACGAGAAGAGGGGAUUCACGUUGCACAAGGUGAAGGUGAGGAGGAGGAGGAGGAAGAAGCAGAAGAUGAGGCAGUCAGUGGAGCGUCAUUAUCUAGUCAUCGGAGCAGUCUGGUUGAUGAGACGCCUGAAGAUGCUGAAUUUGAACAGAAGAUCAGCAGACUUAUGGCUGCAAAACAGAAACUUAGACAGUUACAAGAUCUUGUUGCAUUGGUGCAGGAUGAUGAUACAGCAGAUCAAGGAGUUAUCUCUGCCAAUACCUCAAAUUUGGAUGAUUUCUACCCAGUAGAAGACACCAAACAAAAUGCAAAUAACACUAGAGGAAAUACCAAUAAAACACAGAAAGAUGCUGGAGUACAUGAAAAGGCAAGAGAGAAAUUUUAUGAGGCUAAACUACAGCAGCAACAGAGAGAGCUCAAACAAUUGCAGGAAGAAAGAAAGAAACUGAUUGAGAUUCAAGAGAAAAUUCAAGCAUUGCAAAAGGCAUGUCCUGACCUACAGCUGUCAGCCACUAGUGCGGGUAAUUGUCCCACAAAAAAAUGUAUGCCAGCUGUUACUUCAACCCCAACUGUUAAUGAAAAUGAAGCCAGUACAAGCAGAUCUGCUUUUGAACCUGAUGAUUCUUCAGUGGUAGAUAAUGAGUUGUGGUCAGAAAUGCGAAGACACGAAAUGUUAAGGGAAGAGCUGCGACAGAGAAGAAAGCAGCUUGAAGCUUUGAUGGCUGAACAUCAGAGGAGGCAAGGUCUGGCUGAAACUACAUCUCCAGUGGCUGUUUCACUGAGAAGUGAUGGGUCUGAGAACCUGUGUACGCCUCAACAGAGUAGAACGGAAAAAACAAUGGCAACUUGGGGAGGUUCUACCCAGUGUGCACUAGAUGGAGAAGGAGAUGAAGAUGGUUACCUUUCUGAAGCAGUUGUUCAGACAGAUGAAGAUGAGGAGGAGGAGGAGCAAGACGCUGGCUCCCAUGAUAGCUUUUCCGUGUGUCCUCCUAGCAGCACAAAUCAUAACUCUUAUAAUGUAAAGGAAACUAAAAAUAGGUGGAAGAACAAUCGCCCUUUUUCAGCAGAUGGAAAUUAUCGUCCUUUAGCCAGGACAAGACAACAAAAUAUCAGCAUGCAGCGUCAGGAAAACCUUCGCUGGGUGUCAGAACUCUCUUAUGUAGAAGAGAAAGAACAGUGGCAAGAACAAAUCAAUCAGCUAAAGAAGCAACUUGAUUUCAGUGUCAAUAUUUGUCAGACUUUGAUGCAAGACCAACAGACUCUGUCUUGUCUGCUACAAACUCUUCUCACGGGCCCUUACAGUGUUAUGCCCAGCAAUGUUGCAUCUCCUCAAGUACACCUUAUAAUGCACCAGUUGAACCAGUGCUAUACCCAGCUAACAUGGCAACAGAAUAAUGUACAAAGGUUGAAGCAAAUGCUAAAUGAACUUAUGCGCCAACAAAAUCAUCCAGAAAAACCUGGAAGCAAGGAAAGAGUCAGUAGUGCAUCACACCCUCCUUCUCCCAGUUUAUUUUGUCCUUUCAGCUUUCCAGCACAGCCUGUAAAUCUGUUCAGCCUACCGGGGUUUACUAAUUUUUCAUCAUUUGCACCAGGUAUGAAUUUCAGCCCUUUAUUUCCUUCUAAUUUUGGAGAUUUUUCUCAAAAUAUUUCUACACCCACUGAACAGCAACAGCCAUUAGCCCAGAAUCUUUCAGGGAAAACAGAAUACAUGGCUUUUCCAAAACCUUUUGAAAGUAGUUCUUCUGUUGGAGCAGAAAAACAAAG
Molecule: messenger RNA, 3986 nt
Organism: Lipotes vexillifer (Yangtze River dolphin)
Lineage: Eukaryota; Metazoa; Chordata; Mammalia; Artiodactyla; Lipotidae
Gene: PCM1
Product: pericentriolar material 1
Exons: 23
Biological process (GO): microtubule anchoring at centrosome; protein localization to centrosome; non-motile cilium assembly
Cellular component (GO): centrosome; centriolar satellite; ciliary basal body
Source: RefSeq, a predicted model, not a curated record